CAGGACCCUACAUUCACUAUCUGGUCUCCCACAGCGCACACUACAUGGAAAUGCAAUUAUUUUAGUAAAUAUAAACUGCUAACUACCUUUUCUCAUCAGCAGUUAGAGCAGUCUUGUGACUUCUCUCAGUAUUCAGCAGAGCACUGGUUAAAGCUUGUAGGAGGAGUUCUCUUUCUGCUCUAGGAGGAUGAAAAACCCCUGAUCUCUGUCUGGACAGUGCUGAUUGGCCCUGUGCCGAUCACAUGCAUUCUCCCAAGAAAAAAAAAGAAACCUUUCUAGUUAUACACACUAAACUGAGCAU
Molecule: messenger RNA, 301 nt
Organism: Staurois parvus
Lineage: Eukaryota; Metazoa; Chordata; Amphibia; Anura; Ranidae
Source: the annotation of a GenBank genome assembly